Apis florea (little honeybee) is the source of this 1687-nucleotide messenger RNA. It is a transcript of the gene Septin1, whose product is annotated as Septin 1. Gene Ontology annotation, molecular function: GTP binding. The record is from RefSeq and is a predicted model, not a curated record. Gene Ontology annotation, biological process: cell division. NCBI's taxonomy places the organism in Eukaryota, Metazoa, Arthropoda, Insecta, Hymenoptera, Apidae.
UUAUCAAAAGCUUAUUUCGGCAGCCACGCCUAAAUUUCUCCCUUAUUAAGGGUUAUUCCCCUCCUUCUUUGUAAUAUAGAUAUACCGUAAUAUUUUCCUGUACAGUCAAUGCAAUAUUUUUCUUUUAUAUCCAAUGAAUUUACAAUAAAAUUGUUAAUUUUUUUAAAUAUAAUUUUGCUUUUGUUUAAUAAUAUAAUAAGAAUAUAAUGUCAAUUAAAGCAAAGAAUUUAAAAUUCAAAUAACCUAUUCAAUUUAUUCAUGAUAUAUGUAUACUUAUAUAUAUUUCGAGUAUGGCUGUAAUCUCGUCUUCUGUCACAAUACUGCGCUUGUUAGCUUGAAAUUUAGUUUUGGAUUAUCUUCAAUAUCGUUUAAAAAUACCGUACUGAUUUCUACUUAUUGUUUAAAUUGAAUUACGACGAAAAAAUGUCUAGUGAAAGUGUAAAAACAUUUGCUAGUCUUGAAACACCUGGAUAUGUGGGAUUUGCAAAUUUACCUAAUCAAGUUCAUAGAAAAUCAGUAAAAAAAGGUUUUGAAUUUACACUUAUGGUUGUUGGAGAAUCUGGUCUUGGAAAAUCUACAUUAGUAAAUAGUCUAUUUCUUACUGAUUUAUAUCCAGAACGUAUAAUUCCUGAUGCUAUAGAGAAAACUAAUCAAACUGUUAAGCUUGAUGCUUCAACUGUGGAAAUUGAAGAGAGAGGUGUCAAACUUAGAUUAACUGUUGUUGAUACUCCUGGAUAUGGAGAUGCAAUUGAUAAUACAGAUAGUUUUAGAGCUAUCAUACAAUAUAUAGAUGAUCAAUUUGAAAGAUUUUUACGUGAUGAAAGUGGCUUAAAUAGAAGAAACAUAGUAGAUAAUAGAAUACAUUGUUGUUUUUAUUUUAUUUCACCAUUUGGUCAUGGAUUAAAACCUUUGGAUAUAGAAUUUAUGAAGCAACUUCAUAAUAAAGUUAAUAUAGUACCAGUAAUUGCAAAAGCUGAUGUACUUACAAAAAAAGAAGUAUUGCGUUUAAAAAAACGAGUUAUGGAAGAAAUAGAAGGCAGUGGAAUAAAGAUUUAUCCAUUACCAGAUUGUGAUAGUGAUGAAGAUGAAGAUUAUAAAGAACAAGUUAGACAACUAAAAGAAGCAGUUCCAUUUGCUGUAUGUGGAGCAAACACAUUAUUGGAAGUAAAGGGACGAAAAGUACGAGGGCGAUUAUAUCCAUGGGGUGUAGUAGAAGUUGAAAAUCCUGAUCAUUGUGAUUUUAUAAAACUGAGAACAAUGUUAAUCACACAUAUGCAAGAUUUACAAGAAGUGACUCAAGAAGUACAUUAUGAAAAUUAUCGCAGUGAAAGACUAGCAAAAGGAGCUCCUGUACCACCUCGAAGACAAACAAUUGCAGAAUCUGAGAGAAGUAAUUCUGUUUCUGAGAAAGAUCGAAUAUUGCAAGAAAAAGAAGCUGAGUUACGACGAAUGCAAGAAUUAGUAGCAGUAAUGCAGGCACAAAUGCAACAACAACAACCUUAAUUAUAUAUAUAUUUUCUGCACAAAUAUGUGAAGAAAAAUUAAUUCUUCACAUUACAGGUGCCAAAAAAUUAUAUUAAAUGAUCAAUAUGCUAUUCAAAACAUAAUUUGAGAAAAAAUUUUUACAAUUUUUAAAAGUUUAUUUAUGACAAAUAUAAUUAAAAAAUAUACAUUUCUUAUUCAAUAU